Molecule: messenger RNA, 2371 nt
Organism: Octopus sinensis (East Asian common octopus)
Lineage: Eukaryota; Metazoa; Mollusca; Cephalopoda; Octopoda; Octopodidae
Product: mediator of RNA polymerase II transcription subunit 15-like
Exons: 5
Coding region: 78-1970 (630 amino acids)
Source: RefSeq, a predicted model, not a curated record
GCCUAACUUGAACAUAUGUUGGUUGACAUCUGUAGGAAAAUCAUGUACAAAUUCAGAGGGCUGAAGUUCUAGGAGACAUGGAUAUGAAACUGAAGCAAUCUCAGCAGCAGGUUAGGCAAGAUAACUUUAGUCAACGCCAAAUACUAAAUGCAAGCGAGAUAAUCAAGAAGAAUUUUCAAACUUACGAAGACGUAAUCUUUAAUAUGGUGUUGGCUAUGGAAAAGGUUUACCCAAUAAACUCGGUCCCGCGUCCAACAGUUCAGGAAAGUCUUAUAAAGCCUUUGAUGAAUUCGUCGCCAGCUGAACUAACUCAGUUACUUUUAGUGCACGAGGCAAGAUGCAAAGCUGUGAUCUACAAAUAUUCUCAGGGUUCCUAUCUGUGUUCAACAACUAAAUCAAACCUAGGGUUUGAAUCUCAAGUAAGCAAGGUUGUGCAAACUGAGUCAGCAAAUAUGAGCCAAACAGCCAACUUGGAAGACAAAUCUGUUGCGGCAGUUUUAACUGUUGCUUCACCACCAACAGUAGCAGUGGGUCGUAACGGGAAGAAGAAGGGAGAGAGAAAAUAUUCAAGAGUCUGUGGUACACAACUGCAAAAUUUACACCAACAGUCACCACAGCAAUUGCAUAAACAAUCUCAUAAACAGUUGCAACAACAACAGCAGCGACAGUACCAAUCAUAUGAACAAAUUCACCCUCCUCAGCAACAGUAUCAACCACAACAGUUAGAACAACCACAUCAACAGCAAGAAUACCAUCCAGAGCAACAACGGCACCAACCUCAUCAACAAAUACAACAAGAACCACAGCAAAUACAUCAACAACAGCAACAGCAACAGUCCAAACAACCACAGCAAAUAUAUCAACAGCAGCAACAGUCCCAAGAACCAGAAUGUCGACAGCGACUACAACAGACACAAGAACUACAAAUACAGGAGCAAUAUGAACGUAGAUUGAAAUCAAAGCAAUCACAACACUACCAGUCAAAAGAAACUUGGAGUAAUAAAAAAAUACAAGAGGUGCAGCGAAAACAACGGGUAUAUCAGAUGGCAAUGAAAGUGUUAGAACUACAAAAUCGUUUAAAGCAGCAGCAACAGCAACAAAGUACAUACAGACAACAACAAAAUAUAUCCGAACAGCAAAAGCAACAUCCGAUGCGAUGUCGACAAGAACAAUACCAACAUCAAUACCCGUGCGAACAUCAGCAACAGUAUCAACAAGAUAAAGAGAAAAGGCAAUAUGUGCCGUUCAAACAGCAGCAGCAACAACAACAAACCGAAACAUCGAUACAAUCAUGGACUGGUAGCUGUGCAGUUGAAGACAACUCAAGCAAAGAGAAAUAUGGUAACAGCAGAGACAUGCAAACUGUGGUCAAUGUCAAGCAGCACAGGCAAAGGAAGUCUAAGAACACUGAACCGUCAUCUGCGUUGCCGCAAGCAUAUAGUCGAGGUAAUGCCAAGUAUUAUUUGCAAAGGAAGUCACUGGACAGUGAACUUCCAUUGCCGUUGUCAGAAACGUGUAACCGAAGUGACAAAGAAUCUCCUCUGCUAGCUGUACCAUCAUCAUCAUCAUCUCAUCACAGUGCAAUGUAUGUCGAAAGAACUAACAACUCAGAACUCAGUAAUAUAGCCGUGUCAUCCAAUCUAAGAAAUGAAGACAACACUAAGACAAAGCUAACAUCUGUACAACUUAAUGGACUUGAUACUCCAGAAGUCUUUAAGAAUUUCUCUAAACACCCUACAAAGUUACACAUGUCACCUGAUGACAGGGAAUUCAAUAAACUGUACCCUUAUUGUAUUCUCAACUCCUUCCAUUCCAAACCCAAUGAUAUGCCAGAAAGAGACCAUUUUCCCCACCUUUAUACCCUAUUGCUCCAAAAUAAAUCUCAGGCUUCCAAGGAAAAUGUUGUGGAUAUAUUAUCUACCAGUACUACAACAGACCUUUCGGGAAAGAAAAGGAAACGGGAAAAUUAAGAAACAAACACAGGUCUCUCCUCUGAAUAGAAAAAAACCCCAAAAAACGAUGACAUCACUGAACAAUCCUUGCAUUGUUCUUUUUUCUGCAAAGGACUACAUUGAACAAUCUGUAUCAUAAUUGUUUACAAUCAUUACAGGAAAUGUCCUUCUCACAAUUUCACCUUUUCAAUUUGAUAUCAAAGAAACAAGUUGUUUCAUAAACUUGUUCUCAGUCUUGAUGUGGCCAUGGAAGCAAUUACAGGUUCCAGUGAUUCUCAUUCAUAUUAUUAUCUGCCAUAUCUUUGACAGCAGCAUUUGAUAAAUCCUGGGGUAGCCAGUUAGUGUCCCUCUCAAUGAUGCCCCAAACAUAGUUGUCUAAGUUAUUCAAGUCAUAAGAGCUCGGAUGUCAUAUCUCGGGG